UUCUUCUUCUUUUUUUUUUUUUUUUUCCUUUUCCUUUUUGAGCCUCCAAAAGGCUCACUCGCCCCUUUCAUCUGCCGCCGCGGCCCAAUGGGAAGGCGGAGGCUGCCUGCAAGUGGUCUAAUCUCAAUGAGGUGUCAAUCAUGUUCCCCGGUGGGUGAAGUAAGGUCUUUUGUAACCGCCUCUGUCUUUGGGAAAGAGAGGAGAGAGGAGGAAGGUUGGAGCGGAGAGGGGGACGCCGGACCGUGCUGCAGGAGAGGAGCUGAGAUUUGAGCUCGCUCGUGUGUUAGCAGGGAGAAGCGGAGCACAUGGAUUUCUGAACACGCUGGGAUUUUAUAUAUCUACAAAAAAUAACAACAAGCGAACCUGACCCUCCUGAAAACAGUCAAAUGAAUCGUAAUUGCAGAUCAAUGCAGAGAGAUGGGGAAACUUCAUUCGAAACAUGCUGCCGUUUGUAAACCCAGAGAAAGUCCAGAAGGUGAUAGUUUUGCGGUGAACGCCUCUCUGGCUCGCAGAGGGCUGGAGGACUGGAUGGUGAAGCAGAAAUACUCCGGGGGCAGCAGCAGCGGCGGCAGCAGCUCGGGACUCCAGCACGGCUGCCAGCACCGCGCCGUGUGCAGGCUCUCCAGCGCCAGGGAUUUAUCUGGGGAAGGCUACAGAGACACUAUUGGUGAUGAACACUUUCAUCUAGAAGUGGCUUUGCCUCCAGAGAAGACAGAUGGAGUUUGCAGUGGAGAUGAAAAGAAAGCAGAAAAAGAAAGUGACACACGCACAAGUUCCAAGAAGCAACUGAAAUUUGAAGAAUUGCAAUGUGAUGUGUCUGUAGAGGAAGAUAACAGGCAAGAAUGGACCUUCACUCUGUAUGACUUUGAUAACAACGGAAGAGUCACACGUGAGGACAUUACCAGCUUGCUUCAUACCAUCUAUGAGGUAGUUGAUGCAUCAGUAAACCAUUCUCCUAGUUCCAGCAAAACUCUGAGAGUGAAACUUACUGUGGCACCAGACAGCAGCCAGAAGAAGAAGAGUAUCUUGUUAAAUCAUACUGAUUUGCAGAGUGCCAGGCACAGAGCUGAAAACAAAGCUAAUGAAGAAGCAAGAAGCUCUGAGAAGAAGCAGAGAGCUUCCCUCAGAUACCACCAGAGUGAGAACAAUCCAGAGCAAAGUGGGUGCUACCGUCAUUGUGUUGAUGAGAACAUUGAAAGGAGAAACCACUAUUUGGAUCUUGCAGGAAUAGAAAACUACACAUCAAAGUUUGGGCCAGGAUCUCCUCCAGCAGCUCAAAAACAUGACCCACCAGGCAGAAUUGUGAAUCAAACUAGAUCCCGUUCUCAUGAGCCUGAGACCUUCCAUGCUCACCAUAGGAAAUCCCAAGUGGUGGAUCCAAACCACAUCAAUCUGGCUGAAAGUUCCUAUGCCAAGAUUGCAGAAAUCCAGCAGAGGCUCCGGAACCAGGACUCCAACAAGCACUUUGUGAGGUCUCCCAAAGCCCAGGGCAAAAACGUUGCCCCUGUGCAUCCUGGAAGGGCAGUUAGGAAUAAGCCUUUCCAAGGGGUGCCCUUGCCCAUGGCUUCCCCAAGUGCACGGGUGGGCCAGAACCUCCCGUACCUUCCCUUGCAGUCCCAACAGAUCCACAAGAAGCAUAAGCAGAGGGCGAAGGAGAAUCACCAAAUGUGCAAAACCUUCCAGUCUCCAGGGACAGUUGUGGAAAAGGAGCACGUGAGAGACCUGCCCACAGUCAUUUUAUAUGAAGGCCAAGUGGGACAGAUGAUACAAAGACAUGAGCACCACCACCACCACGAGCACCACCACCACUACCACCACUUCUACCAGACAUAGAAGGGCUCCCACCAACACCCUCCAGGAAUCAUCCCAAAUGAAGGAAAUGCGUUCUUGUGAUACCAGAACUAAGGCAUUACUAUUAUUAAUGUUAUCAUUACUCCAUUAAUAUUCAGCUAACAUAUAUUUUAGAGGUUAUAUGGAACUCUUGAAACUCACACUAUUUAUAUGUUGUGGAACCGCAUAGCUUACUCAAACACCUUGUGGAUAUUUUUUUUUGUUGUUUUAAGUGGCUUGUAAAACAGCAAACAGCCAUAGCUUUUUGAGCUGUGAUUUAAUACAGAUCGUCAACGCACUUCUGUACAAGUACUACUUCCAGUGUACUCAGAAAGAUACUUCAAACACUCCUGCAGACAUCCAGCUUUCCACUCUGCUGUACGCCGGCUGAUCGCACACAAGCCUUUCAUCAGGGGAGCAAUGUUCGAAGGGUUGGACUCCAGAGAUACUCAGAUAAUGGAAAAUACAAACAGCUGCUACCUCUAGUAUUAUUCAGAUUUUAUUUUCUUUUUAUUGAUUGUAAUGUGCUACAGGGGGGAAUUUUAAUAUACUGUGUUCGUGUAGCCUGUUUGUGUUCACAUCCUUUCAAAUGAUCUUAAUUGCAAGGAAAUAUUAGCUAAACUUGUCAACAGGGCUACAUUUGUAUGACUUACACUUUAUUUUCUUGGAGAUUCUUCAUUGACACAAGUACAGUCUGUUGUAUACUGGGUAAUAUUUAAAUAUACUUUUAUUUUUGGUUUUUUUUUGCUUAUUCUCCACUCUGUUUGGGAUACUAUUUGAAAAGAGAAGGAUGUGAAAUGGGGUUUUCCAAAGCAGCACUAGACUUUAGUGCUUGGGCCAUAAGUAUCAUUCAUGGGGCUUUGAGAAGGAGAGGGGUCGAUUGGGGGGGUUUGUUUUGUUUAAAUCCACAGUUCUUUGUUUUGAGAAAGAAUUGAGGAAAAUAUACUUUCUCACUUUAAAUGUUGGCAAAUAUAUAUAAAAUAUAAAUAUAAAUAUAUAUAUAUAAAUAUGCACACUCUCAGGUACAUUUUGUUGUGUUUUAGAAAUCUGUGGUUUGAAUAUUAACAUUAUAUUUGUUUUUUCCACAACAGUGACUUUUUAGAAACAUAUGCCAUGGCAUUUUCUUGGUGCCUCCAGUUUGAAUUUCCCAAGCACCUAUCAAUUUGUGCUUCUCCCAUUUUAGAAACAUGUAUAAAAGUAUCAUUCACAAUCUUCCUAGAUUCUUCUACUUUUUCCAUAUCAAAGGGCUUCCAUUCCAUGAAGGAGAAUCAGACCACACUCUCAAGACCUUAAUGGUUGCUGAGAAAUUUGAAGGUGAAAAGAAAAUUGGAAAAGUGAAAAAAAAAAAAAAAAGGGAGGGAGUCAGUGCAUUGACGUUUCGCUUUCUGUGGAGCCCAGAUUUAAAAUAGAUUCAGUUGGGUUUUGUACAGAUCACCAUUUUGCAGGUAGAAAGUGACUGGAAAACACCUACAUUUCUUUUGGAACAUUAGAGAACUCCUACAUAAAGACAUAAUUGUUCGAUAAAUGUAUUUGCUUUUGGUUUUAAUUAUUUUUAAUGUUGUGGUAUUUUGUCAAUAGUAUAUAUUGUAAAAUGUAACUAUCCGACAUUGUUAUAAGCCCUUUAUGGUUGGGGUAUUUUUUGUUUUCUGACUAGAGUUUUGAUCAGUCCAAAAUGGGGUCUUACCUUACUGCUGACCAGGUUUAGGGGGAUGCUGUCCUUUCUGAGAACACAGAGACAUCACCUGGUAAAGAACAGGGGAAGCUUUGCCUUCUCAUGGAAUUGGAAUGGAAUCACUGCUUCAUGGUAAUUAGGUCCGUCUCUUGUCUCCCUGGAUCAGCAGAUGUUUAGACUUAUUGUCCCCUUGAAAAAAUCUGGUUUAUUUUAUUUUACUUUUUUUAGCUGUCAACAGCGUGUUCUGUAAAAUCUAACAAAAUGUUUUUAAAAUGUGUUUGAUCUGUGUGACAACUAUACUGUUCUGUUUAUUUUAAAAUUCCUAAAGUCCAAAAAUAUUUAUAUGCAGAAUUUUCUGUGUUGAGAAUAUGAAAAGGCCACAAAUUUGGUUAGUUACCACUGAGUUGUUCUAGUCUAAGCCUUUUUUGCUGCUUGUGUAUCAUUCUUUUUCAAUGUAUAUAUAAUUAUGGACUGCAAAAAGAAAAAAAAAAGGCAUUUAUAUGUCUAGUAGAAGGAAUAAGCUUAUUUAUAUUAUAGUGUUAAAAAAGUCUGAUGUAUUCAAGUGACUUACAUUAUACCGCAUGCAAACACACAGUGUACAUUCCAUCUCAGAAGGGAUGCCAUGCUAUUUGCUUUGAAGAAGUAAUUAAAGCUGUUCUCUUUUCAGUAGAGCACAUGCCACAAAGGCUGAGAGGUGGAAAUUGUUCUUAGUCAAUUUUUUUAAGUGCAGAUUGUUACUGAAAACCAGAAAGCAUUGUGGAAAACUCGAGUGCUUUCAGAAUUGUGGGGUUUUCUACAAAAGGGCAGCAAAGGGGUAAAACUGCUUCUUCACCCAAAGAUAUUUUGGUGGAAAAGAAAACAGCACCACUACCAAAAUCCAUCUGAGUGAGAGGUGUGCAGUGCUGGCUGUGCCAGGUGGACUCUGAUGUGGAACACAACUGACCAUUCGUUACUGCCUGGCGUUGCUUUGGUUUGGGUUAUUGUAUUUGGACAUUCGAAAGACAAAUUCUGCCUUGCCCACAGUCUGUGAAACACAAAUGCCUCUUAAUAACAUGGCAUCCCCUUAUGAAAACCUUACACCAGCCAUGUAUGAAUAUACAGUAUCUAAAUACUGUGUUGCAGUUGUGUUAUGUGCAUUAUAAGUGUGAAUAACAUGUAGCACAGUUUCUUUUCACAAAACCUUAAAUUUCUGUACCUUUUAAAUAUGUUUGCUUUUCAGUAUUUUGUAUAGUAAAUAUAGAUGGUUUUGACUAAAUGCUUUAUUUAUUUAACAGCAAAAACUGUGCCAAGAGAACCCCCUGUUAAUUAAAGUUUUACUAGUUCAGAAAGUAUAUUUCUUUCUUCUUGUUGUGGAUUUCAGGGGCCUGUUGCAAUUGCUGUCAGUGCUUGCAGAUCCCACUGAUGAAAGAGCUUGCAUUAACAUUUUUGGGAACAGGAUCAGGAAAUUACGUAUGGGCUGGGUAUGCUUUGGUCUAGUAUUUAAAAUAUCACGUUUCAAAGUUAAAUUUCUUGUCCCCUGCUGUUGGACCUGUGUUGAGUAACUGAUAUUUCAUCUUGCUAUUAAUUCUGAAAACUUUUCCUUAAAAAAAAUAAAAAUAUUGGUUUAGGUUGUUCAAAACCAUAGCUGAAUCAGAAUUUGACAGAGUUUAGUUUCUGGUUGAUUAAAACAUUUACUUCCAAAGAAAAACAUACCGGAGUUGAGUAUAUUGUUAAUAUUGAAAAGGAAAAUGGAUUGGCAUUAAGUAAUUUCAGAUGAAAACUCCAGACUUUUCACUUCCUUCUUCUGUUUUUACAUAAGGCAGUUCAGCAAAAUGAAGUCAAUCCUGAAGUUUGCACUAUUUGCUGAAAAAAUUAAAUUGAAAACUUUUGCUCAUCUCUACCAGCUUCAGUUCUGGGUAGGGCAGUGUUUUGAAAAGAAGGGUUGCUAAGAUCUUCUCAUAAUACAAAUUAACCUAAGCUAAGGCUGUGAAGUAAAAUCUCUGUCCCAGUGAAAUCUCUGGCAAGGCUGCCAGGUUCCCACUGGCUGCAGGGUGCCUGUAAUUUUAUUCCAGGAAGGUGGGUUUGAAAUCUACAUAAUGUGCAGCCAGUAACUCCAGUAUUUAUUUUUUUCUGCAUCUUACUGCUGAUGGGUUUGCUAAUAGUAAAUGGAAGUUUUGCUGUAAGAGAUCAAGCUGGUAAAUGAAUUAACAUUAGCAGCAAAUACUCUUUACACUGAUGUCAUUGGAAGCCCUCAAGGCACUUCCAAAACUCUUUGAAACAGCCUCAUAUCAUUUUGUCAUUGUUAGAAAUGGAGACCCAGUUCUGCCCUUGGAUGAUGAGGUACAGAUUUUCCUGGCAUAUUGGCAGAGCAGCCCCAAAUAUAUCACCAAAUACAUGACCUCUAUUAUGGUUUUUCUACUCUAGUCAUUGUGAGGAUAGAAGAGCAAUGUUUAGCUGGAGAAGUACUUUAAAGGUGUGUGCUUUGUGUGUGUAUAUGUGUAUAUAUAUAUAUAUAUAUAUAUAUGUGUGUGUGUGUGUGUGUGAGUGUGUGUGUCCUCUGGCAGAAGUUAGUGAGUGGAACAAGAUGGACUCUGACAGAGGUGAUUUUUUCUAAAGGGAUGAGCUCUGUGUGUGCUCAGCAGCCCACAAGUUGCCACAUAAACACCGAGCUCUGAUGAAUGCAUACUGUUCUCCAUAUGUCAUCGUGUACCUCAAUUACUGAAUGACAGAUUUCAUUUGUAUUCCAAUUAACAGGAAAGUUGGGCCCCUUUGGGCCUAGAUUAUACUUGAGAAAAAUUCAUCAUGCUAGAAAAUUUGCAAAAACAUUCACCAUAAUUUUUGCCUGGAGUACAGGCAAGAAUGUUCAUGUUUGGAAACAUGUCAGCUAAUCAAGUCUCACCUUUAAUUACCUUGAUGGAAUUCAUCAAGAUCUGAAAAUACAUUUUCAAACAUGACUUAUUCAUGGCUUUGCUGGGAACCAAGUCUUAUUCAGCAUCCUAUUAAUUGUCAGACUUCUUUGGUUUUGGUUUGGUUUUUUUUUUAUAUAUAUAUACCAGCAGAAACAUGUUUGAAAAUCCAUAAACUAAAAAUUGAACUUAAUGUAUUUUCUAAAUAGCUUCUGGAAGAAGAUAUCUUUCCUGAUGCACUUAUCAGUAAAACCAGCCUCUAUUUAUGACAUAAUAAUGUAUUUUGUUUGCAUAUUUGAACAGAUGUUGAGUUGAUUUGAUUUGGAAGGGUCUGCUUUGGGGUUUUUUGUUGUUCUGUGCACAUUUAAAAUGUGCUUUAAAUGGUCUAAAAGGAACAGAUAGAGAAAAACAAAUUAUAUUGAAAUUAUUCAAUAUGCAUUGAAAUGCAUCCUAUUUGAAGCUUGGAUUGUAGUUAUUAAAUAAUGAGGUUUUCAAUGAUGCUUUAAUUUACUUUUAUAUUUCUAUAUAUUUCUAGAUAACUCAAUCCUAAAUGAGCUGAAAUAAUAGGAGUCACAUGGAUGAAGUCUUCUAAUUUCUUUGGUUUAAACUACCAGGAUUUAAGGGCUGUUCAGCAGAUUACUGUGAGGGUUAGAGCUGUGAAGAAAGACUGGCAAGGGAAGGAUGGAAGGAUUUGAGAAGUGUAGGGAUAGCACAGAACUGUCCAACAGAGGAGCUGGGAGAGACACACCAGAGGCAGGAAAAUCCUGCAUGGAAAAAUUCUUAUUCAUAUUACUUUUGUGAAUCUCUUCUGGUACAGUUUUUGCUCAUAAAACAGCAGCAGUAGUUUGUAGAAUGCUUUUCACUGGGAAAACUUGAAAGACUUUGUUUAAGAGGUGAAUCUCCAGCGUGCAGGGGGAGGCACAAGGCAGGAAAGGUGCAGAUAAUCUCUGGGGCUGUGGCAGAAUAAGGAAGGAUCCCCGGGUCCCUGUCCAAGCUGAGGGAAGUGGUUUUGGAAGCAGAGGUGUUUCUACAGAUGUUUUAGAUAUUCCUUAGAACACAUUUUGAACAGUGACAUCAGUUCUUUUUGAUUACAAACACACAGAAAUUGGUCAAAUGUUACCCAAAGUUUCCGUAUCUGUCCUGAUUUUUCUAAACACUGAGCAUUCACUAUGCUUAUGAAAUCUACUGACACAGGGUGAUCUUUAUAGCACAAGGAAUGACAAACAGGCUGUGUUGGUUGUCUCAGGCUGGUGUUCUGGGGUCUGAGAGUCGAAAGCUCCAGAAGAUUUUCAAGGAUGUUGAAGACAUAAUGUUAAGGGGCUUCAUAAAUUUGGCAGUGGGCAAACAUUAACAAUAGCAGGCAUAGUGGUAAUGGUGAGCAUUGUUCUUGCUGGUUUCUAGGACAUGUCUGUGAGGUGGGGUGUGUGUCUUCCUUUGAGUGCCUAGUCCAUAGAGACAAAGCUGCCUCUAAUGGCUACCAGCUAAGGGAUGUAUGUACUCCUUUGGUGUUGUAUUUUGUGGGUGAAGAUGUGGGGUUCAGAUCCUUCUGGUGCUGAGUGCUUUUUCUUGCAUUUAAUCCUUCCCAUUCUGUUCUAUUCACGAAGUAUAGCAUGCUGAGGCUUUGUGAAUUUUCUAAUAAAGCACCUAACAAACUGGGCCAAAUUUGUUUUCAGCUUCAUAAAUGGAAGCAGAAGAGCCCCAUGCAUGUCUUGGAAUUUGGACCUUACAAAUGCAGUUUGCUAUGAUUCAUCAUUUUUUCUUGUACUAAUUUCAGAUAUUUGAUAAGCUCUUUUUAUGGUUUACAAGUUUAAAAAGACAAAUAAAACUUUGUAGAUUAAAA
Messenger RNA from Melospiza melodia melodia, 8227 nucleotides. RefSeq names its product NKD inhibitor of WNT signaling pathway 1 (gene NKD1). Gene Ontology annotation, cellular component: cytoplasm. The transcript is spliced from 10 exons. Bases 418 to 1833 code for a protein of 471 amino acids. The record is from RefSeq and is a predicted model, not a curated record. Gene Ontology annotation, molecular function: calcium ion binding. Lineage: Eukaryota; Metazoa; Chordata; Aves; Passeriformes; Passerellidae. Gene Ontology annotation, biological process: negative regulation of Wnt signaling pathway.